Heterobasidion irregulare TC 32-1 is the source of this 697-nucleotide messenger RNA. RefSeq lists its product as uncharacterized. Lineage: Eukaryota; Fungi; Basidiomycota; Agaricomycetes; Russulales; Bondarzewiaceae. Gene Ontology annotation, cellular component: mitochondrial large ribosomal subunit. The transcript has a single exon. The record is from RefSeq and is a predicted model, not a curated record. Gene Ontology annotation, molecular function: structural constituent of ribosome. The annotation marks the transcript as partial.
CGAUGACCAUGAAGACGCGAUUGUCUUUCCGACUUCCUUCAUGUCGUUCAUACUCGACGCGCCUGCCAGAGAAGCCCCGGAUGCGCCAUCCAGACCCUCUGGUUAACAACCCUCACGCGACUACGACCACAUUGCCAGGCGACUUGACAUUUAUUCAUCGCCCUCCUCCGUCGGCGCCCACUCCUCUAUCAUACAUCACAAACCCAGCAUCGCCACUACUCAAGCCUCCAUCGCCCUCGCCUUCUGCAGACGCCUCGCUCCCUCCACUCCUUCACAAGGCCGCGGAGCCAAAACCGCGGAUGUCUGACAAGGACCUCACAGAGAUGCGCCGGCUGCGAGCCAUCAAUCCCGCGUACUACACGCGGAAGCGGCUAGCAGAACGGUUCAACUGCACAGAGACGUUCGUCGGGUACAUGGCCAAGCUAUCGACAGGAGCGCACCGCGUAGCGCUGCAGAAACGUGAGCGCGAGCAUGAGUCGGCACGGAACAAGUGGGGAGAGAAGAAGUUGAUUGUUCGGGAGAUCAGGAGCAAGCGAAAGGAGUUUUGGUAGAGAUCGGGCGGUCACAGGUCAGGUGUCGCUGGCUGUUAGAGUUGAGCGGAGUGGGAGUUUACGCGUUACGACGAUGGGCAGGUCUGUUUUCUGCGCGCGUGUCUAACCUAAUCAUAUGAGCAUGUCUCAACCCUGAGCUCCCUCCG